Molecule: messenger RNA, 4460 nt
Organism: Frankliniella occidentalis (western flower thrips)
Lineage: Eukaryota; Metazoa; Arthropoda; Insecta; Thysanoptera; Thripidae
Product: sodium channel protein 60E-like
Exons: 18
Coding region: 1-4407 (1468 amino acids)
Biological process (GO): neuronal action potential; sodium ion transmembrane transport; membrane depolarization during action potential
Cellular component (GO): voltage-gated sodium channel complex; plasma membrane
Molecular function (GO): voltage-gated sodium channel activity
Source: RefSeq, a predicted model, not a curated record
AUGACCCCCUUCCCCUUCUGUUCGCGCUGUGCAGGUGGACCCGGGCGGGGCGCGCUGGGCAGCCGCCAGGGCAGCUCCAACAACAGCGAGGGCAACAACCGAGAGUCGUCGCUCGACGACAGCGGCGUCGUGGACGACCACGAGGACGGCGACCUCACCUCGGAGGACGUCGCCCCCAGCGUCGUCCACGUGUGCGCGCCGCGGCCGGAGCCCGUCGUGACCCAGCAGCCCUCGCUGCAGACCACCACGCUGCGCUCCAAGGACACCAAGGAGAUCAAGGUCCUCAAGUGCAACGGGGUCAGCCCCAACCUCAACAAGCAGAAGCAGUUCUCGCCGCAGGACUACUUGUCGCACGUCGUCGUCCUGGACAACGUCGUGGACCGCAACUGCGCGGGCUGCACGCGGUGCUGCGUGGACUACGGCGGCUGGCUGCACUUCCAGCACGGCCUGCACAAGGUGGUGCGCGACCCGCUGUUCGAGCUGCUCAUCACCCUCUGCAUCGUCAUCAACACGGCCUUCCUGGCCACCGAGCACCACGGCAUGUCGGACGCUAUCCGGAACGCGCUCGACGUCGGCAACAAAGUGUUCACCUCCAUCUUCUGCCUCGAGUGCGUGCUCAAGCUGCUGGCGCUCAGCAAGGAGUACUUCGCCUGCGGCUGGAACAUCUUCGACCUGCUGAUCGUGUCGGCGUCCCUGCUCGAUCUGUCCUUCGAGCUGGUGGGCGGGCUGUCCGUGCUCCGGGGUCUGCGACUGCUGCGCGUGCUCAAGCUGGCCCAGUCCUGGACCACCAUGAAGGUGUUGCUGAGCAUCAUCAUCUCGACGAUCGGCGCGCUCGGUAACCUGACGUUCGUGCUGGUCAUCGUCAUCUACAUCUUCGCCGUCAUCGGCAUGCAGCUCUUCUCCAAGGACUACACCGCCGAGAAGUUCGAGCCGGACCCCAUCCCGCGCUGGAACUUUUCCGACUUCUUCCACUCGUUCAUGAUGAUCUUCCGCAUCCUGUGCGGGGAGUGGAUCGAGCCCCUGUGGGACUGCAUGCGGGCCGAACAGCACGAGGGCUACGGCACGUGCUUCCUCAUAUUUCUGCCGGCCCUCGUCAUGGGAAACUUCAUGGUCCUCAACCUCUUCUUGGCGUUGCUGCUCAACAGCUUUAACUCGGAGGAGCUCAAGUCCAAGAAGGAGGAAGUCGGCGAGGGCUCGAAGCUGGCGCGGAGCUUCGACCGGAUCCGCUCCAUCGUGCGCAAGACCAGGGUGCCGCACGAGCGCGGCGAGAACGAGCAGAACAUGCGCCUGGAGGAGGUGGUCCGCGCCAUGAAGAAGUUGCCCAAGAAGCCCAACUCCACCGCCGAGACGACGCUCUUCGAGUGCCCCUGCCCCAAGAUGAUCGAGGCGCCCGCCGUGGAGUUCGACAAGGAGCGGGUCCUGAGCCCAGAGGACGUGGAGAAGCUGCAGCAGCGCUACUCGGUCGAGGUCCGGCCCGAGGACCUGCACCUCCAGCACCACGAGCAGCAGCGCCUGCAGCAGCGACAGCAGGCCGCGCGCCUCUCGGCGCGGCUGUCGGCGCGGCUGUCCGCCUCCAUCCAGGACGGCGACCUGCAGCAGGUGGUGGUGCUGGCCGACGGCGACGGGCUGGACGCGGUGGAGGCCGGCCUGGUGGCGCCGCUGCGCGUCCAGGAGGUGGUGACGACGCAGGAGUCGGAGGACAGCACGGCGCCCAUGCUGCGCCAGGACGCCGCCGAGGACAUGAUCACCCCGACGCCGUCGCCCUCCCCGGCGCCCUCCGUGGUGCGGCCCAACACCUCGGAGCGCGCCGUCAACUGGCGCAUCCGGAGGUCGUGGCCGCUCAGGGAGUCGUUCGAGUCGACGGCCGAGGACCCGGAGGGCCCGGCGGGCCUCAGGCGGUACUCGCUGGCCAACACGCAGGCCGAGAGCAAGGACGAGUCGACGCAGGAGUGCCGCAGCGAGGGCGCCGCCACCCCCGGGGUGCCGGCGGCCGCGCUGCCCGCCGCGCCGCCGCCCUCGGGCAAGCGCAAGCCAUGGCUCACGCUCGUGUCGUACGUGGACGAGCUGACGGUAGGCGGGCGGCGCGACUCCAAGGGCCACUACGUCGACGGGCUGGGCAAGUUCCCCGGCUUUGGGCGGAACCAAAAGGACCGCACUCCACAAGACUGCUUCCCUCAACAUUGCUUCCAAAGUAGGUGUGCGUGUAUGGACCGCUGCUUGCUCUCGCCGUGGGGCCGUCGCUGGACGACGACCCGGACGGUGGUGCUGUCGGUGGUGGACACGCCCGUGUUCGAGUGGCUAGUCCUGGUGCUCAUCUUCGCGUCGUCUGUCACGCUUUGCUUCGAGGACAUACACCUCGACUCGAACGUGACGCUGAAGAAGGUGCUGUACUGGACCAACCUGGCCUUCUCGCUGCUCUUCACCAUCGAGAUGGUGCUCAAGUGGAUAGCGCUAGGGUUUUGGAAGUACUUCACUUCGUUCUGGACUAUCCUCGACUUUGUGAUCGUGUUUGUGUCAGUGUUUAGUUUGUUAAUCGAAGAGAAUGAAAAUCUCAAAGUGCUGCGCUCGCUGAGGACUCUGAGGGCGCUCCGGCCUCUCAGAGCUAUUUCAAGGUGGCAGGGCAUGCGGAUCGUCGUGAACGCCCUCAUGUACGCAAUACCGUCCAUCUUCAACGUGCUCUUAGUGUGUCUCGUGUUUUGGCUUAUUUUCUCCAUCAUGGGUGUUCAGUUUUUUGGAGGGAAGUUUUAUAAGUGCACAGACGAAAGAGGAGAGCUUCUUCCUAUUUCUAUUGUAAAUACAAAGUAUGACUGCCUCUACCUAAACUAUACGUGGGAGAAUUCAAAGAUAUCCUUCGAUAACGUGGGCAAUGCUUACCUCGCCCUCUUCCAAGUGGCCACGUUCGAGGGGUGGAUGGAGGUCAUGGCGGACGCGGUUGACUCGCGAGGAGUAGACUUGCAGCCGUCGAGAGAAGCUAGUAUAUACGCCUAUCUCUAUUUCGUCAUCUUCAUAGUGUGUGGCUCCUUCUUCACCCUCAACCUAUUUAUAGGAGUCAUUAUUGACAACUUCAACAUGCUCAAGAAAAAAUACGAGGGUGGUGUCCUAGAGAUGUUCCUAACCGAGAGCCAAAAGCACUACUACACCGCCAUGAAGAAGCUGGGUCGCAAAAAGCCACAGAAGGUCAUUAAGCGACCCAUUAAUCAGUUCCUAGCCAUGUUCUACGAUUUGUCAAAUUCGCGGAGAUUUGAGAUCGCCAUAUUCGUGCUUAUUUUUCUCAACAUGGUGAGCAUGGGUAUAGAACACUACAACCAGCCACACGCAGUGUUUUUCGUCCUAGAAGUCAGCAACGCCUUUUUCACAACCGUCUUCGGACUAGAGGCGCUCGUGAAGAUGAUGGGGCUGCGCCUGCACUACUUCACGGUGCCCUGGAACAUGUUCGACUUCCUGCUCGUCCUGGCGUCCAUCCUGGGCAUCCUCAUGGAGGACAUCAUGAUCGACUUCCCCGUGUCGCCCACACUGCUGCGCGUGGUGCGCGUCUUCAGGAUUGGCCGCAUUCUCCGGCUCAUUAAGGCCGCCAAGGGCAUCCGCAAGCUGCUGUUCGCGCUGGUCGUGUCGCUGCCCGCGCUCUUCAACAUCGGCGCGCUCCUGGCGCUCAUCACCUUCAUCUACGCCAUCAUCGGCAUGUCCGUGUUCGGCCACGUGAAGCAGCAGCGCGCCCUGGACGACAUGGUCAACUUCCAGACGUUCGGCCGGUCGAUGCAGCUGCUGUUUCGGCUGAUGACCUCUGCCGGCUGGAACGACGUCCUGGAGUCGCUCAUGAUCCAGCCGCCCGACUGCGACCCCCACUUCAACCACCAGCCGAAUGGGGACUGCGGGUACCCUCUGCUCGCCAUCACGUACUUCACCUCGUUCAUCAUCAUCUCGUACAUGAUUGUCAUCAACAUGUACAUCGCCAUCAUCCUGGAGAACUUCAACCAGGCGCACCAGGAGGAGGAGAUCGGCAUAGUAGAGGACGACCUCGAGAUGUUCUACAUACGUUGGUCCAAGUUCGACCCCCACGCCACGCAGUUCAUCCGCUUCUCCCAGCUGUCCGAGUUCAUCGCCAGCCUGGAUCCUCCCUUAGGGAUCCCCAAGCCCAACAUCGUGGCGCUGGUGUCCUUCAACUUGCCCAUCGCUCGCGGCAACAAGAUCCACUGCCUGGACAUCCUGCACGCCCUCGUCAAGCACGUGCUGGGCCACGUGGAGGAGACGGAGGACUUCCGCAAACUGCAAGACCAGAUGGACGUCAAGUUUAAGAAGCAGUUUCCGACACGCAAAGAGCUGGAGAUCGUGUCGUCGACGCGCCUAUGGAAGCGGCAGGACAAGGCGGCCCGACUCAUCCAGAAGACCUUUCGGGAGUAUCAGAGGUGAGUUUCAGAGGAGAAGUGCCUGCUGGAGCUUCGCACGCUGGACAGUACGAGCCA